AUGGCCGUGAUUGGCAUAAGAAGUACAGCUAACACGUGUGCGUCGAUUGCAGGCUCAACUCUCGCAGUCAAUUCUUCCAAUCCCAUCAUCCUUCAACCAUCCCACCAUCAAGAGGAGGAGAGUGAGAAUCAGGAACAUACCCUGACGCUGCGCCGUUCCGUGACACCAGGUGCUGUCUCGAGCAUCGCGGCAGGCACAUCGUCGCCCCAGCAGCACCAAACCGUGCCGUCGGCGUUUGCAUCCCUUGCCGUUCCAUCAGGCUAUCGCGGAACCUCGGACGCGCAGUCGUCGACUUUCUCGCCUGACAAUAAACGGACAGAUACCAGUGCCUACUACACCGCCGCCUGGGGGUCGCCGUACGCUACGCCCAGCUCAAGGAGGUUGUCCUGGCAGCUGAGGAGCAGACAGGGCGAUUUCGAAUCUGAGCUGGAGACGUCCCCGUUCUCCAUACGGACGACUGGCCAGGAACAGGAACGGCUAGAGACAGGGAGCGAAGUCGGUGCUGUGCCCUUUCCUGAACUAACCUCCACCCUAUUCGAACGGGACCUGCAGACGGAGAGCGUGAGCAGGAACCGGGGGAAGUCGAUCAAGGAUUUCACUCAGGAUUGGAUCAAUCAGUAUCUGACGGGGAAGCCUCGCUCGGAACGCACGAACUGGCUGAGUGACGACUCCGGGGAGAGUGACGUUGGCUCGUUCCUCACCGCAUAUCAACAGCGAGCAGAAGAGUCUGAAGGCUGGCUUGAUCUCGACGACAAGGAAGACCUCCUGAAAACGCCGACCUCUUCAAAGCUAUUCAAGGGAAAGAAGCCAGAGUAUAGCUGGAAAUCCCGCCCUGCGCACCUGAAGGCGAACCACGCUCCCAAAGCGAGCACGGCUACGCUGAAACAGUCUGACUUUUGGGACUUUGGUCACGAACCUGAACCCGAGUCUCAGUCCCAGUCCCAGUCACAGCAGUCCCAGUCCGAAUCCCAGGACGAGGAAAGUGGUUCAGUGACCAUGUCGAACCUUGAGCCAUUGACCAUCCCCGAAGUGCGCCCACCACCACAGCAAUAUACAUACGUCUCACCUACAGACAAGCCUCUUCCACUCCCACCGACUCCGGUAGAAGAUGCCCUGGAUCAACCUCAAGGCGGUGCAUCGAAACAAACCAUCCGCACAGCAGCUGCCUUUGUAAGACCGAAGAAGAAGAUCCCAUGGCGAGGCAAGCAAUGCGUGAUCGCACUCCCCCUUGUAGACACCCGUGGAUCGGAAAACGGGGGGGUAAAGCUUCUGACGCCUGCGGACAUGGAGCAGAUACUCGACAAAUGGGAAGAUGAAGGAUACGAUGUUCGAGGAACCGGCAGAGGCGAGCCUGUCGCUGUCGACCUGCAAAACCGCCAAACCCAUCCAGACCCAGCCGAAUCACGACGGGAAUUCGAGCAAAGCAAGUACACCGUUAGCUUCCCGGAUCAGUCAGUUUGGGAAGAGUAUGUCGAUUUCUUGAAAGAGGAGAAACUUCGUGCGCUGGGUGUCAGUUUAGGCGACCCUGAACCGAACCCGAUCAUGUCGCCAACCCCUGGCGCCAUGAGCCGCAACUCCUCCCAGCUGCCAAUACAUCCAGGCCAUACCAUAUCUCCGCCUAUCCCUACCUCCUCUGCGGGCAGCAAUCACCUGAGCAUGAUGCAAAAUCCAUUCUCGCCAGCAUUCAACCAGUCCACAAAGGCGACAUCGAAUAUAAGUUCCAUGAACUCGCCAUCAUCGCCCUUUGGGUUCCAUACAGACUCUCCCUUCCAGCAGUUUCAAACCGGAUAUGGGAAUGAAGCAAGCUACCCCUUCCUGCCUUUCCAGCCUACUCCUCCGACACAUGGCACCCACAGCCCACAGAAUCUCUAUGGCAUACGGCCUGGUGGCAUGACACCUUCAAACAUGGGCAAUAUGCCAAACCUUGGCUCAUUGCUGCAUUCUGUUUCUCCGCUAGCUGAUGAAUCAAAACAAUUCCCCGGUAUGGCGAGUAUGAUGGGACACUCACACUUCAACAACCCUUACACAGUCGGCACUCCGCUGGGACGGGCAAAUGAAUUCGAAAAUCCCAUGCAACAGCAGCCUUUGCCUUUGGAUGAGUCUAAUAUGGACAUGGAAGCCGAUGAUGAUACCAUCCAAUCGAAUAACUCUGGGCCUGAAAUCGCUCAUCCAACUCCACGCGGCCAUCGACACAAUGUAAGCGAGACUCUGCAGAAGGGCGUUGAAAGAGAAUACCAACUUGAGAACCAUGGAGUCGAUAAUGGGCAGAGGGUAGAGGAUGAUUUGAUGAAUUCCCGAUGGGCUGCGCCAGGCGAACAGCCAAUGGGUCAACACUCUUUCUUCCAGUCUGAGUCCAUAAAUCAAUCGAAUCGCCUCCAGCAACAUAUCUUCGACGAAGAGCAGGCCCAUAAAGGAGCUCGUCAUGAUGAAGCUUCUGAUCUCGAGACGAACCCCAGUAUCAAAGACUCUCGCUCCCCUGCCAACGAUUACCACCAAGGUAACAACCACGAGGCGAAACACAGCACCGGCUCUGCAUUCAUCCCAGGCCACAAAUCCACAUCUUCCAUCUCGAAGCUCAAUGUUGCUGCAAAGGCAUUCGACCCAUCAAUCGCAUCCUUCUCCUCAAAUAACUUCUCUUUCAUGCCCAACAACAACUUCCAACCAAGCUUCGGCGGCUUCGAUCCUCGCCCUGCUCUUCCCCCAAGCGUACCUCAAAGUAUUUCCCACAGCGCACACUCCAGCGGUUUCAACGUUGCAGCUCCAGCAUUCGCUCCGGUACCGAAACCCCAACAACCAGUCUCAACACCAAGCAACUUCAAAUUCUCCUCCGCCACUUUCAACGUCGCUGCGCCUGUCUUCAGCCCAGGUGCAAGCUUCAAUCUUCCAACUACUCAGAAACCAUCACCAUCUAGCACCCGGACUAAGAUAUUUGAUAACUUCGAUCCAUCGGCCAUCAUACCACCGGCUAAGGCUUCUAAAGCCAUCCCGAUUGUGCGGCCAGGAGAGAAUGAGAACAACGAGCCCAGCAACGACCAGAUGGAAGGUGAUGCUUCAGGUAGAUUUGGUGCUCAGGGCCGAGAAAAGCGUGUCCGCCGCGUCGAGAGCCAAGGUGGCGAACACAGUGAUGCGCAAGAGCUUAUGUUUGCUAUGUCACCUGCUGCAGCUGAUUCCAAGCGUACGGCUGCCGUGGUUGAAGAUAGUGAUGUCCCAACUGAGAUAGCUGAGAAUCGCAAGAGGACGGAAGACAAGAUUAUCGAGACCAUAUUGUCGGCCCCUGAAGAAUCAGAGGAACUAGAGGAAGGUGAAAUUCGUGAGGAUAACACCACUGUUGCCAAGCCGUUCGAGUUCAAGAACUCACAAGACGCAGCUGACUUUAGUAAUGCUCAUCCUUCUGUCCUGGGAGAUGACGGAGUUAUCCAUGACCGUGAGAAGGUGGAAUCAGAGCCAGCUCAGGGCCCUGAAGCUGCGGUCGAGGAAGAUGGCUCAGUUGAUCAGGAAGAACAAGAUACCAUUGUCGAGGAUGGCGAUCAGGAUGAUCAAGAGAGCACCGUCGAGGAAGUAACUAUCGAGCACAAAUCAUCGGUCUUGAAACCCACUGCCAAACCAUUCGAAUUUGUACCCAGUGAGCCACCAGUGAGAUCGAUAUCGCCCGUUGUGUCGCCCGUGCAGACUCCAGUAUCUCCACCACCAAAGAAACAAGGUCUCUACGCCUCACGAUACGCCGUGUCUGUUUCCCCCGAACCCACAGAAAAGAAGAGUGCCCUUACGGCUGGUCUCAAGGCCACUGGUCAGGCAGAGCAACCUCCUGCAGAAAAUCCCAACUCGUCUGAUGAGGAAGAGAUUGAUGCUGUCAUGAAACAGCUCAAUGACGGCGAUUCUAACGUCGGCGUUGAAAGGCUAGGCACUCCUCCCCCACAGCCUGUCUUCCAUGAUAACCUCAACGAUGCAGUUCCUCAACUCGCACCAAGCUAUGCUUCUCGCAGCAAUGCCCCUAGCCCUAGCUUGCGAGCCGAGCCAUGGCAACCAGAGUUCGUUCAGAAGGAGACAAUCGACCAUAUGCUACCACCAUCAGCUCUUUUGGCACAGCGCAGCCCAGCAUUGGAUGCCCAAUCCCCUAUCCGUCAACUGAACACUCAACCUCAAGAUCAUAUCAGUGACUGGGAUGACGCUAUUUCCUCUGGCGAAGAUGAAGAGCUCCGACAGAGAGCUCCCUUCUUCGAAACCCAUGUUAAAGACAUUGUUCAAACAUCUAUCGGCGAGCAUCUGGCUCCUGUAGAAAGAAUCUUGAGCGGUAUUCAACAGUCCAUUACGCUGAUGGGUACUCAGAACCUACCGCAGCCACACAAGUCUCUCUCAGCAAGAGUGGAACACAGCGAUGCUGAUGAUGAAGAUGAUGAGGAAGAAGGUGGUCACAGGUCGCGAUCGCCUUGGAACAAACGUGACAAGCUGGCUGAGAAGAUCAAGAGCAUUGUUACAGACGCCCUGGCCGCUCAUCAUCAGCCUGUUCAGCAAGAAGUUGCGCCAAAUGUCGACUUGUCUGAGAUCACAUUUACGCUCGCCGCGAUAAAAACUGCCAUUGCUUCGGUAUCGCAACAACAAAGUCAGUCGGAUGAUAUUCGGGAUAUGAUCUCCCGGAGCAUCUCGGAGCAUCCAGCUCUCCUAGCGAUGCAGAGCACCGAUGACAAGCCUGACUUGGCUCCAGAGAUGGAGAAGCUCAAACUGCAAGUCGACGGCCUGCAAAGCAUGCUGCGUCUAGCGGAUGAACGCGCUGACCAGGAGUACAAUGCACGAAGAGCUGCUCAGGAUUCUUUAGCAAUAGCUCAGAGACAGAUGGAACUUGCUGAGAAGGAGGCUGCAACCGAGCGAGAGGCAAGACUGGCUGCCGAGGAGGCCUUGGAGUUGCUCAAGAGCCAACAUCUUCCUCAAAUGGAACAGAGUCAACAACACUCCAGGGACCUCAAGGAACAACAAGAUAUCAUGCGCCUGACCCUUUCAGAGCUGUCUGACAAGAAUAUCGACCUUCAAGGCACUUUGGACGAAUACAGAGUGAGCGCUGAUCAAGCACGUGCCGAUAAGGAGAAGGCUGAGGCCGAAAACAAAGAUCUCCGUCGCACCCUUGAAAUCCUCAAGAUUCAGACCGAAGAAGGCGCCGAUGUCAAGGAGAAACUUCGAGAGAGGUUCGAGAGGUUACAAGGUGAUGUGACGACUCUUACCAAGGAUAUUGCCCAAGAGCAGGCUCUGUGGAGGAAGAAGGAAGUCGAGGCCAACAUCAAAUACAACACCCUCAUGGCCGACUUUACUCGCGAAUCUAAACAGCGACAGAAGUUGGAACUUCACAUUAACGAUCUUGAACAAAAAGAGAUGGAAGCCACGAAAUUAAGAUAUAUCUUAGACCAAUCUCAGAACGAAAAUGACAAGCUCGAGGAACUGUUGAUGAACGUUCGACAGGAAAGCCACGAUCACCAGACCAGAGCUGCUCGAUUUGAACGCGAAGCCAAGGAGGCCGUAGAAAACAGCCACUUCGAAGCUGAGCGUGUCAGGGUACUGCUAGAGGCAGAUCUCAAUGCGGCAAACCACCAAGUUAACUUUGUUCGCACUGAGCUCGAAGCUCAAAUAUCUAAUGUGCAGAGUCAGCUAGAUAAUGCCAGGAUGGACUCCGAGACGGCCAAGGCGAGAUAUGAACUCCUACUUGCCGAAGCUAGAGAUUCCAAACUGGCAGCUCUCCACGAUGCCUCCGAGUCCAAGGAGUCGGCUAUUCAAGACCAGCGCCGCCUCCACGAACGAACCUUGAAUGAUCUCCGUGAAAGACACGCUCGUGCUAUGCACAAUACUUCCGAAGAUAGGCAACGAGAUGAGGCCCAUUACAUGGAAGUGGUUGCGCUACGAGACGAAAAGAUCGAGCAUCUCCAGGAGAAGGUCGCCCAUAUCGAGGAAAAGCUCGAGAUUGCCAAAUCUGCCGCCCGCGCUGCAGCAGAGGCAGCGCAAAGUGCCAAAGCUGCUCCGGUGGUAGUACCCCAACCACCAACACAAACAACCGCGCCAUCUAUGACUUAUGCUCAGGGCUCGGAAGUCCCAGACAGAAUCUCACCACAGGCCUUGCGCGAAUCCAUCAUGGUCUUGCAAGAUCAGUUGCAACAGCGUGAGGGACGCAUUGAAGAACUUGAGCAUGAACUCUCGACCAUGGAUAAGGAUGCGCCCAUGAAGAUCAAGGAGAAGGAAACCGAAAUCAACUGGUUACGUGAAUUGCUCAGCGUUCGCGUCGACGACCUCCGGGAUCUCAUCCGAGCCCUCUCACAGCCCUCUUUCGACCAACACUCCGUUCGAGACGCUGCCAUCCGUCUACGGGCAAAUUUGCAAAUGCAGCAACAAGAAAAGGAGAGGGCUAUGUCAGGGGGUAACCAGCAAUUUCCCAGCUUAGCCUCCCUCACUAGUCUGGCAUCUUCUCCCCGUACCUUACCGUUGGCUGCGGCCGCAGCCUGGGGUAAUUGGCGCAAGGGGAACAACAACCCUCCCGCCGCAUCCACCGCAACGUCCAGUAGCGGCAGCAGCGGCGGCGACCAGCUCACCCCGUCCAAACCGUCCAAGCCAAUGUCAGCAUCUCAGGGCUUUCUCUCCGGGCUGAUGACGCCCCCAAGCUCCAAUACACGUGACACCCCUGUUGUGCCGCCUGCGCCGAUUGGAAGGCGAACUUAUUCUGAAAGUCGCCCCCUGAGAGGACAGAAUGCAGGCAUACACAGACUCUCUAGCCGCCAACUAGACAACAUCAUGGCCCCCACGACGCCGCCACUCCUGCGAACCUCUAGCUACGACCAUGAUGCUGAAACGAUGCAUUACGGCGCGGGUGGUCCGGCAGACGACAACGAUAACGAUAGCGUCAUUGGCGGCCUACUAGGACGGGAACCUGGUAUUCGCCCUAUCGAAGGCCCGUUUGGUCCGGAGAUUUAA
Molecule: messenger RNA, 6945 nt
Organism: Arthroderma uncinatum
Lineage: Eukaryota; Fungi; Ascomycota; Eurotiomycetes; Onygenales; Arthrodermataceae
Product: myosin class II heavy chain
Exons: 1
Coding region: 1-6945 (2314 amino acids)
Cellular component (GO): cytoskeleton
Source: RefSeq, a predicted model, not a curated record